UUCUUCUUCUUUUUUUAUCAACAAUUUUAGGAUGGUGGUGGCUCAGCGGGGGGUAAUCCCGCCCCCAAAGCACUACGCAGAUUCAGCCUGGUUCAAGUAUAUUUUGUCGUGCUGUGCGGCUACCACAGCUGAGCUAGUCACAUAUCCACUGGACUUGGCUAAGACUCGACUCCAGAUCCAGGGGGAAAAAGGACUCAAUAGCAAUGGCAUGCAACCUUACAGAGGCUUGGCAGGGACCGGUGUUGGAAUUAUACGUGAAGAGGGAGCAUUAAAGUUAUGGCAAGGUAUUACUCCGGCUGUGUAUAGGCAUUUAAUAUAUUCUGGCACACGUAUGGUCCUCUACGAGAAAGUACGAGAUCACCUUUUCACAACACGGCCUGAUGGGACAAGGCCAGUCUGGCAGGCCAUUGUGGGAGGUAUUUUAGUGGGAGGAAUUGCGCAGUUCCUGGCCUCACCUGCCGACCUGGUCAAAGUGCAGAUGCAGAUGGAAGGACGAAGAAGGCUGGAAGGCAAACCCCCACGAGUUCACUCGGCUGGGGAAGCCUUCAUCAAGAUCUACCAGGCAGGUGGAAUGCGUGGCCUGUGGAAAGGUUGUAUGCCAAACGUCUAUCGCUCAGCACUCGUCAACCUCGGUGAUCUGACCACCUAUGACUCGGUCAAGAGAUAUUUUGUGAACAGUUGGGGGCUGCCUGAUACAUAUUGGACCCAUGCUUUGUCUAGUACCUUAUCUGGCCUGGUGUCGGCCGUCUUGGGCUGCCCUGCCGACGUAGUUAAGGCCAGGAUUAUGAACCAGCCUACUGACAGUAAGUCCAGGGGUCUUUUGUAUCGAAAUUCAGCAGACUGCUUCUUGAAGACAGUCCGCAAUGAAGGCUUCUGGGCACUGUACAAGGGCUUUGUCCCCUGCUGGCUGCGCAUGGGUCCCUGGUCCCUCACUUUCUGGAUCACCUACGAACAGAUACGAAACGCUUGUGGCACAUCAGCAUUCUAGAAAGUGCUGACAUACAUGGGUGACAAAAUAUAUGAAAAAAGGGUAUACGUUUCCUUUGUAGAAAGUUCACUCUUCAGACUUAGAAGAAGCUGGGCAACUUAGGAGUGGAGUUUCUUUUUUAUGAUAUUAUAUAUAUCUUUUUUUUUUAUUUCUUUCUUUUUGUUAACUGCCCUUUGGUAUAAAUGUUAUUUUUUUCUGUCUUUCUUUUUUCUCCUGUUAAUAAAUACAUAUUUUGUACAUAGAGAAUAAAGAUACUAUAUUGUAAAAAAAAAAAAAUGAUUAUGGGAUUGACAAAUAAUGUAAUUAUAAGGUUGUGUUUAAAAUCUUAGGCAAAGAAUGAUUCCCACAUGGUACCUUUACUUUUAGAGUAAGGAUGGUUUUAGUUACAAAAUCCCACUUGCAGUAACAAAGAUAUUAACAGAUCACUUGAUUCACAACUGUGGAAUGGAAGCCGGUGUGGUACAUGCCCGUGAAGAAAGUCAUCUAUUUUAUUAUAUCAUUCUGAGGAAGAGCCACACCUUGAAUCAGCUGAUUUUACUUGUCAGCUUUACUUUAAACAGAACUGAGUGGUGAUGUGAGAACAAGAACUCUUUUCAGAAAAUUUUGGAUACCUUGUGAAUUAAAAACAAGAAAAAGAGGUGGUGAUCCUCAUGUCUGAUGUGCUCUGCUGUGAAGGCUUUUGUAAUGCAACUGUACUUGUGGACCACAUUAUAUCAGACUUGUUAUACAUAUAGUGUGGAAGUUCUGUGUUGAUUGUGUACCUUGUGUGGUGAUGGGAAGACAGGUUUACUUUAUAGCCUGGUGUUUUGUGAUGCAUUACCGUGGUACCUACAGUAUGUGUGUAGCUGAAGCACACAUUAUAGCAUAGCUAUGAAUAUGGUUCAGAUUAUAGGCAGCUAAAUCCUUUUGACUGCAUCAGUCAUUGUGAGCUUCAUAUGACCAAGACCGGCAGAUUUAUAUGCUUGCCAGUUAACAGUCGCCCAGAGAUCAACCAUAGCUCAUGCAUGAAGUUACUGUAUACCCCAUGCCAUGUGUUAGUCACCCAAACAAUGCAAUUGAUUAGUCACUACCUAAGUUAACUAGUAUACUAGUGUGUUGUUCAUAUUCCCCCCCCCCCCCUUUUUUUUUUUCUUUUUCCUUUGUUUAUCAACGUGUAUUUGAAAAAAAAUUAUGAGUUUUCUCAUGUAUUUCUUUUAAGCUUCCGUUUUGUCUGUAUGUAUAUAUAAUGAUAUUUUUUCCUCCUUUAACUCAUUACUUGAAGCACAAACAGGGGGGUAGCCAUGCACCCUCAGCUUAAACUAGGGGAUUGGAGACUUGCAAGAAUUCAAAGAGGCUUCCAUAUACUGGUAUAACAAUUGCCAGAAGGGUUCUUACUCUCCUGUCAAGAAAUGCGUCAUUUGUAUUAUGGUUUGAUCAUGAGAUGGGAGGAAAUAAUCACUUUUUCUCGUGUUGAUAACUCAAGUGUCUCUCAGGUGCCACUAUGAAUAUAUAUAUAUAUUUCUCUUUUUUUUCUGUAAUUACCACCCAAGAACUGAUAGAAUACUAUAUGAGCUUCCCAGUAAGAAUUAGAAGUUCCAGAUCAUCAGAUUGUAUUUUUUUACUUUUUUACAUAGGGAAAAGUAUCCUCCGAGUUCAGUACAGAGAUGAAUAAAUGAAAGUGUGUAACUUGCUGAUACAGCUAAAGUAGGCUACAUAUGUUUAACAUACAGUAAAAAAAGAAUUUCAGGAGUUAGUGUAAUAUAGCAACUACUACGGAAUGCGUGAAAGAGUUAAAGCAGUCAUAACAAAGAAGAAAAAAAAAAUUGCUAUCAGUAAGAAAUGUAAUUAUUAUUUAAACAUACUUUUAUGAUGAAGCGUCUUUAUGAAUACAAUAGUUAACUCAAGGGAGAAUAUAAAUACUUUUUUUAUUUAUAUUUUUUUUUACGAGUUUAAAAGCUCUGCCUCAAUGCAAUGAAGGAAAAGAAAUAGUUGAUGAAAUUACACAUCCUGGUUCUAUAUUUUCCUUCUUUUCUUUUUAUCUAUUGCAAUUGUAUUGUUAUAUUUCAAUAGUGAAAUAAUGUAAUAAGAUAAAGGAAUUAUAAAUACACAUACAUAUAGCACUUACAAAAUAUAGCAUACCUCAGAAACUUUUACCCCUUGAAGGCAACCUAGAAAUGAUGCUGACAGCCGUUUUGAUAGGUGUAAUCCAAUUAACAUGCAUAUACACGUGCAUAGUUAUGAAUAGCAAUGAUAGUUAUUAUCAUUAUAACUUUCAUCCUCAGAGGAACUUUCCUUUCCCUUCUUUUCCUCUUCCUUCUUGUGCUUCAUCUCCUCCUCCUUUUUUUUCUACUUUUCUCCUCUUAUUCCUCUUACUCCUCCUUUUGCAAUGUUGUCCAUUAUCUGCUCAAAAAUAAUAAAGAGAGAAGCACUGUAAUUAUUAUUAACUUUCUUCCUCUUCUUCCCUCUUUUCCUCCUUCUCUUCCUCUUCUUUCUUUCUUUCUUCUUGCUCCUCCUCCUCCUCCUCCUCCUCUUCUUCUUCCUUUUUCUCCUGCAUUGUUAUCCAUCACCUGCUCAAAAAGAAUGAAGAGAGAAGCACUGUAAUUAUUUUUACCUUUCUCUGUAAACGGGGAAGGAGCGCCAGAUGAAGCAGGUUCCAACCUUAUUACCCGUCACACGAUUUCCUUUGGUGCUUCAAACACAUUUUCUGUAAAGUGUUAUUUGUGUCUGAGUUUGUUGACAUGUUGCCUAACCCUUGUUAUUCCUGGUCCUGAUGCAAGACGACUGGUGGUGUUAGUUAACCUGGCUGCAUCUGUGUAAAUAUUGGAGCAUUUAUUUUCAUUGUUGUGUCUUAUUGCUAAGCUUCGGCUCUUCUGUUUACGUGGCUGUUGUGGUUUUAACUCGACAUAUCCUUUUUUUUUUUUUCUUCUUCUUUUUUUUUUUCUUUUUCUUCUUCUUGUUUCUGUCUUUGGUUCGUUUUAUUUGAUGAUGACAUAGAAAUAUUUGAUUUUAAUAAACAAAAACUAGCAUUGUGUAAUCGAGCUGUAUGAAUAUCUGUUUCUAAUGAUUUAUUAUUAUUAUUGUUACGUUUAAUGAGUCUUUAGAGAACUGAUUAAUGUAAAACUAUUUAACAAUUACACAUAAACAGUAUCUUAGCAUUUAACACUGAAGGACAUGCUUAGAUUUCUAAUGGUUCAUGUUUUCGUACAAGAAAAUAGAGAAGCAGCCUGUUAAAGAAGAACCCAUCAAAAGGUUUUUCCUGAAUACAACUGUCAGCUAAAAGCACUUGCUAAAGACAAGCUCAACUUAAUGUGCAUAGGAUAUAGGCUGAAGCAGCAAUGUAUUAUGCCGUAAAGUAGAAAAAAGAAAAAAAAAAAAAAAGAGGUUCCUAGCCUGUGCCCCUUUUCUUCUUCUCUCUCUCAUCUUUUAAUUAAGGAAUGCUUACACCUCAGGACUUUUGGUUGGGAUGGGAAGGUCUUAUCCGCAGCAUUGAAAAAGAAAGAGAAAAGACACACCAUACGUGGAUGUUUGGAUAUGUUUGGUGCAGUCACUGGAAGCCAAAACAUGGACAGCUGAAAGUGGAAGCCAAGAAUUUCAGAAGCGCCAAGUAAAGCAUUUAAAAAUAUCAAGAUUGGAGUGCUGUACUGACAAGAGAAGAUACAAAGGAGAGUUUGAAAAUGUAAUGCGCCUUCUUCUAUUUGGAUGUUAUUUUGUCUGUCUGAGGGAGAGAGGGGCAUUACCUAAAUAUUGUUAACCAUAAUGAAUCCAUUUUUAAAAGCAAAGUUAUUUUAUAUGUGCUAAACAUUGAGACUAUAGUUUUAUAAGAUUUAUAUUUCACAGCUCAUUUUCUUAUGCAUUUUGGAAGAAGAUAAAACUAAAAACAGAGCUUCAUUUUGCAAGCUUGAAGGUAAGUUGUCGCAAGCUUGUAAGAGAUUUUACAUUGCGAGCAAGUACGGCUUGAUGUGCCAUAUCAGAAACUCAUUGUGGAAGUCACACCCAUGCAUUUAUCAGAGAAUAAAUGACCGUGAACUAGAUACAUCAUUAUUUAUGGUAUAAGUAAAUAUUGGUGUCUAUUGUAAUGUAUUUUAGUACCUUGCAAGUUAUAGACAAUAAAUAUUUUUAUGUAACUAUGAUAAA
Penaeus indicus is the source of this 5101-nucleotide messenger RNA. RefSeq names its product mitochondrial uncoupling protein 4-like. Gene Ontology annotation, biological process: transmembrane transport; response to cold. Lineage: Eukaryota; Metazoa; Arthropoda; Malacostraca; Decapoda; Penaeidae. The coding region runs from base 32 to 988 and encodes 318 amino acids. The record is from RefSeq and is a predicted model, not a curated record. The transcript has 9 exons. Gene Ontology annotation, molecular function: transmembrane transporter activity.